Molecule: messenger RNA, 2220 nt
Organism: Neoarius graeffei (lesser salmon catfish)
Lineage: Eukaryota; Metazoa; Chordata; Actinopteri; Siluriformes; Ariidae
Gene: cdk20
Product: cyclin dependent kinase 20
Exons: 8
Coding region: 215-1249 (344 amino acids)
Biological process (GO): protein phosphorylation
Cellular component (GO): nucleus
Molecular function (GO): cyclin-dependent protein serine/threonine kinase activity; ATP binding
Source: RefSeq, a predicted model, not a curated record
CGAGGAAGUAGUUAGUCCACUAGAUUAGCUGCUUGUUUUUGGACGGCGCCGCUAGCGAGUUAGGAAGAGAAAAGGUCUGGUUAGUAUGUUUUAUUUUAGAUAUUUAUAAUUUCGACUUGUGUUUAAAUAUAAUCUGAGCUUUAAUUUGGUGAGGAACGGAAGUUAGUUAGCUCGGCUCGGUUAGCUUUCCGGAUUAGCCGCUUUAGCCAGUGCCAUGGAUCAGUAUAGUAUUCUGGGUCGGAUUGGUGAAGGAGCUCAUGGCAUUGUGUUCAAGGCCAAACACAUCGAGACCGGAGAGACGGUGGCACUGAAGAAAGUGGCCCUCCGAAAGCUGGAAGAUGGGAUUCCCAACCAAGCACUAAGAGAAAUUAAAGCGCUUCAGGAAAUUGAAGAUAACCCGUAUGUCGUAAAGCUGAAGGAUGUGUUCCCACAUGGUACCGGCUUUGUGCUGGUGUUUGAGUAUAUGCUGUCGGAUCUGUCCGAGGUUAUCCGGAACUCUCAGAGGCCCCUGACCGAGUCUCAGGUCAAGGGCUACAUGAUGAUGUUGCUCAAAGGGGUGGCCUUCUGUCAUGAGAACUCCAUCAUGCACAGGGAUCUGAAACCUGCAAACCUUCUAAUCAGCUCGACAGGUCAUUUGAAGAUUGCUGAUUUUGGUCUGGCGAGGCUUUUUUCCAACGAUGGAGAGAGACUUUACAGUCAUCAGGUGGCCACGAGGUGGUACAGAGCUCCAGAGCUUCUAUACGGCGCUCGGAAAUAUGACGAAGGAGUGGACCUGUGGGCAGUGGGCUGUAUUUUUGGGGAGUUGUUGAAUAACUCUCCUCUGUUCCCUGGAGAGAACGACAUCGAGCAACUGUGCUGUGUGCUCCGUGUCCUGGGAACGCCGAACCAGAAAGUGUGGCCGGAGAUCACAGAGUUGCCAGACUACAACAAGAUCACGUUUAAAGAUAACCCGCCGAUCCCUCUGGAGGAGAUCGUGCCCGAUACGUCCCCUCAGGCCGUUGACCUGCUGAAGAAAUUUCUCGUGUAUCCAUCCAAGCAGAGAAUUAGCGCCAGACAGGCUUUACUGCAUCCCUACUUCUUCACAGACCCGCUCCCUGCCCAUCACUCGGAGCUGCCCAUUCCUCAGCGCGGAGGGAAACACUCUCGGCAGCGACUGCAGCCCCCGUACGAGUUCUCGGUGGACCAGCCUUUGCACGAGAGCCUGGUCGACCCCGGGCUGAUCCAACCGCACACAUGGGGGUGUUUAUGAGAUCUGCUUCCCUCAUCAUGGCUUCUCUGCACAGUCGCAGGUGGCUCAAGCUGACUAUCCAUUUGUGUUUUUUGCAUUCUUGGCUAGUAUUCCGUUCAGCUAGCAUGAUAUUGAAUGAGACGAAGACAAGUAGCUGAAUGGAAUAUAUCUGAUAUACCAUGAAAAAAGCCAGCCCAUAUUAUUAUUAUUAUUAUUAUUAUUAUACAUACACAUUCCUUUCGGGUGUUCAACACGUCUUUCUCUUUCAAAAUUCUCUCAAAAUCUUCCGUAUUUAACAAAGCAAACCUGGCGGCCAUGUUUGUUUACAAAUUAUCCCAGUCGCUCGCUAUCGCAGAAGUUUUCUUCUUUAAGUUUUACAUCUCCGACUUGUAAUGUCAUGUUGUCUUGACAACCAUGCAGUAUCGUAAACCAUAUUCAACGCUGUCCAUUCACCAUCAGUGUUCUCCUGAUGGUGGACUCAUGAACAUUAACAUUAGCCAAUGUGAGAGAGGCCUUCAGUUGCUUAUAAGUUACCCUGGGGUCCCUUGUGACCUCGCCAACUAUUACACGCCUUGCUCUUGGAGUGAUCUUUGUUGGUUGACCACUGCUGGGGAGGGUAACAAUGGUCUUGAAUUUCCUCCAUUUGUACACAAUAUGUCUGACUGUGGAUUGGUGGAGUCCAAACUCUUUAGAGAUGGUUUUGUAACCUUUUCCAGCCUGAUGAGCAUCAACAACGCUUUUUCUGAGGUCCUCAGAAAUCUUCUUUGUUCGUGCCAUGAUGCACUUCCACAAACAUGUGUUGUGAAGAUCAGACUUUGAUAGAUCCCUGUUCUUUAAAUAAAACAGGGUGCCCACUCACACCUGAUUGUCAUCCCAUUGAUUGAAAAUACCGGAGUCUAAUUUCACCUUCAAAUUAACUGCUAAUCCUAGAGGUUCACAUACUUUUGCCACUCACAGAUAUGUAAUAUUGGAUCAUUUUCCUCAAUAAAUAA